AAGCCAAAAGAGCAGACAAGACUAGGACGGGGCAGCUUCUAUACCGGGUAUGCAUCGGCGUCGCUUUUCUCGUCGAAAUUAUUUUCAAUCCGAUUUUCCAAACAACCGGAUUUCGAGCUUCUCUUUAGGUUCUUUGUCCUUCUCUCUCUCCACCUGCUCAUAUCAAUCAAAUUCCAUCGUUUACCUAUCUCUUUCUUUCUCUUUCUCCACUUUUUCUCAGCACUCUCCAGGUGAGAGAAUAAUACCCGCACGAAAUAAAAGAGGGAUGGUACUGGUUCGUGGAGUUGGACUUCUGCGAGCCUAGCUACCUUUCUCAUUGUCUUUUGUGGUAAUCCUUUAUUGGUUCAAGAGAAAUAUUUUUCUUGAUGCAUAUGAUCAAAGCAGGGCAGUGUUGCUGGUGAGAUUAAAGAAUUUCUGUGGAUAGACUUUUAAUUGAAAGAAAGACAUUGAAGUAGCAUCAUGGGUUCUGUUUGUUGCUGUUUGCAUUUUGAGGAUAUUGAGGAGUACAUGAAUCCAAGCAGUCCAGUCUACAGGAACUGUAUGUGUCUCAGAUGUUUUGUUCAGAAUUUUCUAAGCAUGUACACCAUUUUGUUUCGAAGAGGGGAAGUGCAUUCCCUCCCUUCUUCCCUUCAGGGGAAUACAUCUAUGACUUCUAGUGCAUCACUGGACAACUCCCUCUCUGACAUGUACCGCUCUCCUCCAAGGCCCUUGCCUUAUGACGUCGACCCCAGAUAUUUCCGGUUGCCUCGUGAUGGUUUGGUUUCUAGACGGGAAAAGGGUACAAGUCAUUCACAUGCGGAAUCAGAGCCUUUAAGAAGUGGUAAUGAUGUGGAUUCGGAAUCUUUCAGUGCAGGAGACAAAUGGAAUGAUUCCACUUGUGAAGAAGGAUCCAAGGAACAGCUUUCUAGAUCCUCACUGAAGUUCUCAUCAGCAAAAUCAACAGUUGGAAAUGGGUAUAUUUAUUCAUCAUCAGAAGAGGAGGAUGUCUGUCCAACUUGUCUUGAAGAAUAUUCUCUAGAGAACCCUAAAAUAAUGACAAAAUGCUCUCACCACUUCCACCUUGGUUGUAUUUACGAGUGGAUGGAGAGAAGUGACAGUUGCCCAGUCUGUGGAAAGGUGAUGGUAUUCGAUGAAACGACUUGAGCUUCCUUGAAGGUUUUCUGUCGUGGAUGAAGCCGACACAACAAGAGGAGAAAGAAAUUAAAGAAGAUGUGUAUAGAGUACUUUGUAAAUAUUGAAGGUUACGAAGUGUUUUGUCAUCAAUGGUAAAUAUGAAAUUGUUAUGAAUGCCAAUUUGAAUGUACUCUUCAAAAUGCCAUUUUCUUGCUAAGUUAUCAAAAUCUGGCUAUGGUUGCGUCAAUGUGUUAUUCCUAGAAGGUGUGAAUGGGAUGAAAAGCAGCUUGAUACUGA
Molecule: messenger RNA, 1410 nt
Organism: Tripterygium wilfordii
Lineage: Eukaryota; Viridiplantae; Streptophyta; Magnoliopsida; Celastrales; Celastraceae
Product: E3 ubiquitin-protein ligase At3g02290-like
Exons: 5
Coding region: 460-1143 (227 amino acids)
Molecular function (GO): ubiquitin-protein transferase activity
Source: RefSeq, a predicted model, not a curated record